UCUUUUAAAUAAAUAAAUAAAUAAAAAUAAAUUGUUGUAUAAGUCUAGUUUCGAAUGGUGGUGCCACCUCGUAAAAAGCCCACACACCUAUUAAUUUACAGAAACAAGAUCCGAAAAAGCAUGAUUAUACAUAGAAACAUCCACAAAUACGAAUACGUACCUGUGUAGAUUAAAUACGCGAAUUUGGAAAGGAGGUUCUAAAAUUAACGCAAAACGCUUUUGAUAAUUUUGUAAAAUUUACGUUUCAGAUUCUUACUGGUGAAGAUUGGAAUGUGGUUAUGUAUGACGGAAUACUUGCUUACGGAGGAAUAAAAACAUUUGGUGCAUUGGCAUGCAUCUAUUUUAUAAUUUUAUUCAUAUGCGGCAAUUAUAUUUUGUUGAACGUUUUCUUAGCUAUUGCUGUUGAUAAUCUUGCUGAUGCAGAUUCUUUAACAACAAUCGAAAAGGAAGAAGAAAUUGAUGAUGGUAAAAAUAACAAAUCACACAGCCCCACUCCAACUAUUGAAGGUGCAGAAGAGGAAAAUAUAAAUAUAGAAAUGGAUUUGGAUGGACAUUGUAUUGAAAUAGAAAAAUUGGAUGAGGAUCCUUCUGAAGGUGAAGAGGACGAAAUAUGCGAUGAGGAACUGGAAGAAUCCCGUUCCGAAGUAACACCUAGAGCAACUGCACGACCUCGACGUCUCUCUGAAAUCAGCAUUAAGAAGACUAAAAAACCAAUGCCAAGAGGAAGUUCAUUUUUUAUAUUUAGUAACACAAACAGGUUUCGUGUAUUUUGUCACUGGCUUUGUAAUCACAGCAACUUUGGAAAUGUUAUAUUGUGCUGUAUUAUGUUCUCAUCGGCAAUGUUGGCAGCAGAGGACCCACUACGCCCAAACGCCGACCGCAACAAGGUACUAAACAAAUUUGAUGUUUUUUUCACGGGUGUCUUCACAAUAGAACUGUUACUGAAAUUGAUUUCAUAUGGCUUCGUGUUGCACGACGGAGCCUUCUGUAGAUCUGCAUUUAAUCUUCUCGAUUUACUUGUAGUCUGCGUCUCCUUAAUAUCAAUGCAGUCCAGUUCGAAUGCGAUUUCAUUCGUGAAAAUAUUAAGAGUACUUCGCGUUUUAAGGCCUCUGCGUGCCAUUAAUCGUGCCAAAGGACUCAAGCAUGUAGUUCAAUGUGUAAUAGUGGCUGUCAAGACAAUCGGAAAUAUUGUCUUAGUGACUUGCCUUCUGCAAUUUAUGUUUGCCGUAAUAGGAGUCCAGUUGUUUAAGGGGAAAUUCAGUUUAUGUUCGGAUGGCUCAAAAAUGAGGAGAGAGGACUGUCAUGGCACCUACUUAUUUUAUGAAGAUGGAGAUGUACAUAAGCCGCGGUUAAAGGAGCGCGCAUGGGAUAAAAACAAAUUUCACUUCGAUGAUGUUGCCAAAGCGAUGCUCACCUUGUUCACUGUUUCAACUUUUGAAGGAUGGCCAGCGCUUUUAUAUGUAUCUAUUGAUUCUAAUGAAGUAGACGGUGGACCGAUACAUAAUUUCCGUCCCAUUGUUGCUGCUUAUUACAUAAUUUACAUAAUUGUAAUAGCCUUUUUUAUGGUAAACAUCUUUGUCGGUUUCGUUAUCGUAACUUUUCAAAACGAAGGUGAACAAGAAUAUAAAAACUGUGAUUUGGAUAAAAAUCAAAGAAAUUGCAUAGAAUUUGCGCUUAAAGCAAAACCAGUAAGGCGUUAUAUACCAAAACAUGGCAUACAAUAUAAAGUAUGGUGGUUUGUUACGUCAUCAUCAUUUGAAUACACCAUAUUUAUUUUAAUUAUGAUUAAUACUGUGACUCUUGCAAUGAAAUACCACAAUCAACCACCGUGGUACACUGAGCUCUUAGAUGCUCUAAAUAUGAUUUUUACUGCCGUGUUUGCGCUAGAAUUUGUGUUUAAGUUGGCGGCUUUUCGUUUCAAAAAUUACUUUGGAGAUGCUUGGAAUGUUUUUGAUUUCAUAAUAGUAUUGGGUAGUUUUAUUGACAUUGUUUAUUCCGAAAUAAAGAAUAAGGAUACUUCAUCUCUGCCUUGUGACAUCGUAGAGGGAUGCAAAGCGAAGGCCAAGACGGGAUCAAAUUUGAUAUCAAUAAACUUUUUCCGUUUAUUCCGCGUUAUGCGCUUGGUUAAAUUAUUGAGCAAAGGAGAAGGAAUUCGGACACUACUGUGGACAUUUAUCAAAUCUUUCCAAGCUCUUCCUUAUGUAGCUUUGUUAAUAAUUAUGUUGUUUUUUAUUUAUGCGGUUAUUGGAAUGCAGGUUUUCGGAAAAAUCAAUCUGAGUGACGAGACCGCCAUACACCGGAAUAAUAAUUUCCAAACAUUUCCACAGGCAGUACUAGUCCUUUUUCGUUCUGCAACGGGGGAAGGCUGGCAAGAAAUAAUGAUGUCUUGUUCGACAGACGAAGAUGUACGUUGCGAUCCGAAAUCCGAUAUGACCAAAGAUUGUGGGUCAAAUAUUGCAUUUCCUUACUUUAUAUCCUUCUACGUUCUUUGCUCGUUCCUUAUUAUCAAUUUGUUUGUUGCUGUUAUAAUGGAUAACUUUGAUUAUUUGACUCGCGAUUGGUCGAUUCUCGGACCCCAUCAUUUGGAUGAAUUCAUCCGCCUUUGGAGUGAAUACGAUCCAGAUGCUAAAGGGCGCAUAAAACAUUUAGACGUGGUUACGCUCUUACGGAAAAUUUCACCUCCGUUAGGAUUUGGUAAACUUUGUCCACAUCGAAUGGCAUGUAAAAGACUUGUUUCCAUGAAUAUGCCGCUAAACUCUGAUGGUACUGUUCUUUUCAAUGCAACCCUGUUUGCAGUUGUAAGAACAUCACUAAGCAUAAAAACUGAUGGAAAUAUUGACGAGGCUAAUGCGGAAUUAAGAGCAACAAUAAAACAAAUUUGGAAACGUACCAGUCCUAAACUCUUGGAUCAGGUGGUACCACCACCAGGAAAUGAUGACGAGGUUACCGUUGGAAAAUUCUAUGCCACAUAUUUGAUUCAGGAUUACUUCAGACGAUUUAAAAAACGAAAGGAACAAGAAGGUAAAGAAGGACAGUCUGAAAAUGCGACUCUAACACUACAAGCGGGAUUGCGAACAUUACAUGAAGUAUCACCAGCAUUGAAACGGGCGAUUUCCGGAAACUUAGACGAGCUAUCUGAGGAACCUGAGCCGAUGCAUAGGAGGCAUCAUACGCUGUUUGGGACAGUGUGGUCAUCGUUUCGACGACAUGGUAACAGCUUUAGGCAUGAUCGGAAAAAUAAAAAAUCGCAGUUAAAUGGAGAUAUUGGUGGUACCGAAUCAACGCCUACUGCUGCUGACUCGUCUAAUUUGAAUCCGAUGUACGACACCAACGGCUGCAAUGUAUCUGAUAGCAUAAAUCAUAUUACAAAAAGUCUGAUUCAAGCGAGAUUUGGUUCCGAACCGACUGAAUGCGGUGGCAGUAAUUCCAUUGAAUACCAUGACUUUAAUGCUCCUGGUAACUUUCGUACAUUUAGUGAGAGCAUAUCCUUGCGGCCACUUGUCAUGAAUAGGGACGAUGGUAAUAACUUGCUAACUCUUACUUCAGAGUACAUGACAAAUCAAGAAAGUCUAUUUGCUACAACAGAAUCUUAUGACAGCUCUACCCCCGGGUUUUCAGUGCUCCCUUACAAUAAUGCAAAUGGUAUUCGUGGCCACGAUCGUGCGAUGCUAACAAAAAUAGGUAGCCCUUAUGAUCCCCAUCCUUCAGCAACUUUAUCUAAAGUCAACGGUCCUGCAGAAAGUCUCGUUGGCGGGGUACUAGUUGCAGAAGGUCUAGGAAAAUAUUGCGAUUCAGAAUUCGUUGGUCAAGCAACUCGUGAAAUGCAAGAGGCUUUAGAUAUGACGCUGGAGGAGAUGAAUUUAGCUGCUAAGAAAUUACUAGCAAACGAACAAAGUACUGGACGGAAAUAAUUUGAAUAAAUGUUAGGUUUCACAAAUCUUAGCUAAGUACGAAUUACUUAAGUAUCACCUAAACGAAAUUUAUAGGAAAAUAAAACAACCAACAAUGUACGAUGCUUAAAUUCGCGAAAAUCGUAUAGUUCAUCGUCAAAACGAAAACCUAUAAAAAUAAUACGUAUAGAUUAAAUGACAAUUGUUGCCCAUAGUAAAGCCAAAUAUAUACAUUAAUAUCUAUAUUUAUUUAUAUGUAUAGAUGUUAAAUUUUU
Molecule: messenger RNA, 4165 nt
Organism: Bactrocera latifrons
Lineage: Eukaryota; Metazoa; Arthropoda; Insecta; Diptera; Tephritidae
Gene: Ca-alpha1D
Product: voltage-dependent calcium channel type D subunit alpha-1
Exons: 19
Coding region: 279-3911 (1210 amino acids)
Biological process (GO): calcium ion import across plasma membrane
Cellular component (GO): voltage-gated calcium channel complex; membrane
Molecular function (GO): high voltage-gated calcium channel activity
Source: RefSeq, a predicted model, not a curated record